UGUUUUUUUUUUACCAUUUCAUAUAGCAACACGUUAUAUUGUGGACAGUUUCUAUAGUGAGUGAAGUGUUAAAAACUUAAGUUAAAAGUGGUGUAAUUGACGUGAUGUCUAAACAAGUCGUGAAGCUACUAAAUUUUUCCCAAAAAAAUUCAAAAGUGAAAAUGUUUUGUGUUUCCUCGUUGGAUGAGCUGCUAUUGAAAGGUGCUACUGCAUUUGCCUUAAACGGAAUUUGUGAAAUCGUUACAAGCUCAGAAGACAUUCUUUCGGACGACGAAGUUUUGUUUAUGCUGAAUAGUCAAUCGGAGUUUCUCUAUAUUCGAUUAAGUCAAUCUGAAAAUGACGGACAACAGAGUAACGAGACCGUAAAAGAGGCCGGGCAUCAGAGUAUUAUCGAGGCCGGGCAACAGAGUAAAGAAACCGGACAGGAGAAUAACGAGGUAGAGCAACAGAGUAACGAGACUGGACAGGAGAAUAACGAGGCGGGACAAGAGAGUAACAUGGCAGCGUGUUUCCCCGUUGAUGAUAUUCUUAAACAAGGAAGAAUUGGUGUUAAAGGAGAUACAGCUAUUGAAAUAAUCGACCGACUCAAAGCAGUGGACUACCCCAAAAGUCGUUGCCUUGACAAAGAUCACUUUUUUCUUGUUAAGGCCACUGGAACUUGGUUUGAUGAAAAAUUACGCGAAAAUUUCCCUACAUUCAACGAAAUUUUAAAGAUGGCCAAAUCAAUUGUCUCUUUCUUUCCAUCAGCUGGUAGUUUCAACACUGAAUCACCGUGGGUAUGA
This is a messenger RNA of Daphnia magna, 782 nucleotides long. RefSeq lists its product as uncharacterized. Lineage: Eukaryota; Metazoa; Arthropoda; Branchiopoda; Diplostraca; Daphniidae. The transcript is spliced from 4 exons. The record is from RefSeq and is a predicted model, not a curated record. Bases 105 to 782 code for a protein of 225 amino acids.